AUGGACAUAGGCGAAGGCGGCGCGAUGCCGGUCAUUCUUGUAGAUUGGAUGGAUCGAGGUUUGACCAUCUGGCAUGAUCACCGCGUCGUGGUGUCAUCAUUCAUUCUCGCUGUUGGCCUCCUCGCGUUCUUUGUGCGCCGCAGGCAAGGCGUCCGAGUUACACAGCCGACCUCUCCGCCGCUGACUGCGAAGACUGACUGGCUUCCCAAGGCUGGCGCUGAGACUCAGACCAAGAGUCUGACACAGCUAAUAUCUCAUGGUAGUGCCCAACAAUACAAUCUUCGUUCGGCGAACUCGAGCCAGAAAGGGAAGCCUCGUGCGGCGGCUCGGGUGGUGACUGGACGAAAGCCAGCUGCAACCGGGACAGGAAAGACAGUGCCGGCACAAUCAGAAGCGCCAUCGAUUCAACCUUUGAUAUUCUUCUCUUCUCUGACGGGUACCACUGAACAGCUUUCCAAGGAGGUAUCGAGUAGGCUUGAGAGUCUCUCGACUCAGACGCCUGCUGUCCUCAAACCAGAAAUACAUGACCUUUCAUAUAUUGACCUUGAUGACUAUUUCAUCUCAGGACCUAAGUCUUCAACGCACCCUCUUCGCCCAAGCACUCGCUUUUUCUACCUGCUCCUCAUACCCUCUUACGACAUUGACACAAUCCUAAACACUUUCCUCUCCCAUCUUGACGAGACCCAUAAUGAUUUCCGGAUCGAUGCUUCAUCUUUGUCGGUCCUGGCGGGAUACAGUGUGUUUGGUAUUGGAGAUAAGGAAGGUUGGACGAGUGAAGAGAAAGGAUUCUGCUCACAGGCACUGGAGGUUGACAGAUGGAUGGCGAAACUGACAGGUAGGAAGAGGGCGUAUCCUCUCGGUCUCGGAGAUGUGAAGAGCAAUGUCAAGCAAGCCUUGGAUGACUGGGUCAAUGGCGUCUCCAGCGUCCUUGAAGAGCUGUCGUCGACCGGCUCUCUCGGGGAUGGCGUCCCUGGCAGUGGGGAGGCCGUCGAAAGCGAGGAUGAGGAGGAAGUGCUGGAGGACGACACUGAGGUCGACUUCCCUGAUUCCGGGCGAAACAAAAGACGCAAACUUGCAAAAACGACCGAUCUGGAGGACCUCGGUGGCACUGGUGGUUUGCCGUUGGCUGUUGAUUUUACAACUUACUCUUCACCAACCAACCAAAAUGCUGCAGUACCCCUGAAAGCCAUGGUACCCAAAGAAUCGCCCACAUACGCUGCAUUGACCAAGCAAGGCUAUACAAUUGUGGGAUCGCAUUCUGGGGUGAAAAUCUGCCGGUGGACAAAAUCUGCACUUCGUGGGCGUGGCUCAUGCUACAAGAAUUCGUUCUACGGCAUAGCCUCACACUUGUGCAUGGAAACCACGCCCUCACUCUCAUGCAGUAACAAAUGUGUCUUCUGCUGGCGGCACGGGACCAACCCGGUUUCUACCACCUGGAGAUGGGAAGUUGACGAUCCGCAAAUGAUCUUCGACGGUGCAAAGGAAGGCCACUACAAGAAGAUCAAGAUGAUGCGAGGCGUUCCAGGUGUGCGGAGCGACCGGUUUGAGGAGGCGAUGCGCAUCCGGCACUGCGCGCUCAGUCUCGUAGGUGAACCGAUAUUCUACCCUCGCAUCAACGACUUCGUGGGCCUUCUCCACAGUGAACACAUCUCCAGCUUCCUCGUCUGCAACGCUCAGCAUCCGCAGCAGCUGCGAGAGCUUACUCGCGUCACGCAGCUAUAUGUGAGUAUCGAUGCCAGCAACAGGGACAGCCUUCGCAAGAUCGACCGGCCGCUGCACCGAGACUUCUGGGAGAGAUUUCAGACCUGUCUCGAUAUCCUCCGGGAGAAGAGGUUCGUGCAACGGACCGUAUUCCGUCUGACCUUGGUCAAGGGCUUCAACAUUGACGACGAGGUCGAAGGCUACGCCGACCUCGUUGCAAAAGGCCUCCCAUGCUUCAUCGAGAUCAAGGGAGCCACGUUCACGGGCCCGGCGUCGUCUCUCACAAUGCAGAACAUCCCCUUCUACGAAGAGGUCGUGGCAUUCGUCGAGGCACUGGACAGGGCCCUCGCGAAUCGCGGCCUGGAAUAUGGAAUUGCGGCCGAGCAUGCACACAGCUGCUGCGCCCUGCUCGCCAGUAAGCGCUUCCGCAUCAAUCAGAGGUGGAAUACGAUCAUCGAUUAUGAAAAGUUUUUUACAUUGCUGGAUAGUGGAGCGGACUUUGGGCCCGAGGACUACUGUGCGGAAACGCCAGAGUGGGCUCUUUGGGGAAAUGGCGGCUUCGAUCCCAGAGACGAACGCGUGGAUAGGAAGGGUCGGCCCAAGGAAAAUAAGGUCACGGUUGCCCAGGACCUGCGGAAGAAUGAUGAGGGCAAUGCUGCGAAGGGCGAGAUUCAGUUUUGA
Exophiala aquamarina CBS 119918 is the source of this 2382-nucleotide messenger RNA. RefSeq lists its product as uncharacterized. The record is from RefSeq and is a predicted model, not a curated record. The transcript has a single exon. Gene Ontology annotation, biological process: wybutosine biosynthetic process. Gene Ontology annotation, molecular function: catalytic activity; 4 iron, 4 sulfur cluster binding; FMN binding. NCBI's taxonomy places the organism in Eukaryota, Fungi, Ascomycota, Eurotiomycetes, Chaetothyriales, Herpotrichiellaceae. Bases 1 to 2382 code for a protein of 793 amino acids.